Cutaneotrichosporon oleaginosum is the source of this 887-nucleotide messenger RNA. RefSeq lists its product as uncharacterized. The record is from RefSeq and is a predicted model, not a curated record. NCBI's taxonomy places the organism in Eukaryota, Fungi, Basidiomycota, Tremellomycetes, Trichosporonales, Trichosporonaceae.
UGCCAGCUCACGGGUGCAUAGAUUAACGAGGGCUGUAAUGAGGUUUGGGGGUUAGUAACAUCUGGCUAAAGUACUGUAGUCAGGCAUUCUUGCGGAUCAUCUUUGAAGUGCAGUCCGAGCCGAGUCCAAUCUCAAGGACAGUCACCCCCAUCUCUGUCCCACCAAACAUGCACAGCGCGCCAUCGCCGACCGUCGAGCACACACGUCGCGGUGUCCAGCAUACAUCCUUCUGCCUGAUUCAGGAGGGGCGGAUAAACUCGGCUCGUCUCGCUUCCGACCACCAACCGACACUGCCAUCGACGCCACCACGAACACCCCACUCGUCUCACCACAUCAUCGCUCAUGUCGUUUCUCGAGACCCGCGUCCCGCCACCGCUCGUCGCCGCCAUCUGCGGCUACGGAAUCACGGCCCUUGCGGCCCGUUUCCCGGAGUACACGCGCGACGUCCCGCACCGCCCGUAUGUCGCCGGCGGCAUCGCGGCAGUCGGCCUCGCGAUCCAGCUGAGCGCCGUGUUCACGUUCCGGCGGCACCAGACGACCGUGAACCCCUUCACGCCGGACAAGUCAUCCUCCAUCGUCCGCACCGGCGUGUUCGCACUCACCCGCAACCCCAUGUACCUCUCGCUGUGCAUGGCCCUCGCCGGAUGGAGCGUGUACAAGCGCGCACCGAUUGGCGUGGCCGCCAUCGCCGCCUUUGUUGCGUACAUUACCCGCUUCCAGAUCAUUCCGGAGGAGCGGGCGCUGAGCAAGAACUUUGGAGCCGAGUACGCCGACUACCUCAAGAGCGUGCGGCGGUGGAUCUGAGAGUUGAAGCAGGAUGAAUGUCUGGUUUCAACAACAGGAACUGCGACGCGCAACCGAAUAUACGAUAGUACGAUCUCAUGUAU